Wickerhamiella sorbophila is the source of this 501-nucleotide messenger RNA. RefSeq names its product Nuclear movement protein nudC. Gene Ontology annotation, biological process: protein folding. Lineage: Eukaryota; Fungi; Ascomycota; Dipodascomycetes; Dipodascales; Trichomonascaceae. The record is from RefSeq and is a predicted model, not a curated record. Gene Ontology annotation, cellular component: cytoplasm. The transcript has a single exon. Bases 1 to 501 code for a protein of 166 amino acids.
AUGUCGCAGCCGAAAUACACAUUCAAACAAACGCUACAAGACGUCACGGUGUACGCUCCGUUAGAGGAGGGCACGCGAGCCAAAACGCUGGACAUCUCAAUUGAGAGAGACACGCUCGCAGUCCGCACCCCCAACGGCGUGCUCGCCGACGGCAAGCUGUACGCACCGAUCGCUGUUGACGAAAGCAGCUGGUCGGUUGUCGAUCAAAAGGAGUUGGUGAUCACCCUGGAAAAAACCAAGGCCGAGUGGUGGCCGCAUGUGCUGGUUGGCGAUCCGGAGAUUGAUAUUAAAAAGAUCCAGCCUGAAAACUCGCGGCUCAGUGAUCUGGAUCAGGAGACCCGGGCCAACGUCGAGAAGAUGAUGUACGACCAGCAACAGCAAAUGCGGGGCCUGCCAACCUCGGACGAGAUGCAAAAGCUCAAUCAACUAGACAAGUUCAAGAAGAUGCAUCCGGAGCUCGAUUUCUCGACCCUCAAGAAAGAAAACAUCCACUUUGGUUAA